Molecule: messenger RNA, 996 nt
Organism: Heterobilharzia americana
Lineage: Eukaryota; Metazoa; Platyhelminthes; Trematoda; Strigeidida; Schistosomatidae
Source: the annotation of a GenBank genome assembly
CAUCUCUUAAUUGAUUGGUCCAAGCUCUUUUUCAAAUUGUUUUGCAUUUUUUCGUUUUGGAAAAUUCAUGUUAUGUAUAAAACAUAUAUAUGUAAAACAUUUAGGAUGCUCACAGCAACAGCUAGAUUUGUGCAUGGAAAUUAGAGGACUGUGAUGUAUAAAUUUUUUUUCCAAGAGUUACACUGUGUCUAAAGUUCUAAAUCAAGUUGUGAAAAGUGCUUCUUGGUGUAGAUGUUUCUUCGGUGGAGAAGAUUCAGUCCAUAUUGGUUUUCAAAGAUUGCAUUUUUGAUAGCUAUUUUUGGAUUCCCUCUUGUAUAUACAGUAAGUGUAUACAAUGAGCAUAUUAACGCUUUUUUUCCAUUUGUCAGUGCGUUUGGAGUUUUCUCUCCAGAAAAAUAUUGGUUUUGUAUAAUGAUUAUAUGUUACGCAAUAUUAAACACAGCAGGAAAUUGGUUAUGGUUCAUUAUGGCCAAAAGUAAAAUAUCGAAUAUAACUCAAUCAUCGAUUCCUCAGGCAAUUAACUCAACUAUUAGGAUACUAAUGACUAUAUCUGGAUUGUGCUUAAUCGGUCUAUCUAUUUAUGAUAUGGAAGAAUAUAACGGGUCACAUUAUUUGAUGACUGUCUGUCACUUUGGAUGUCAUGUUCUUUCGAUUUCUUUGGGAGGCUGUUUAAUGGCUAAAUACUUUGAAAAUUCCUAUUGGUUCUGUUGUGUUCGAUUUCUUAUUGUGCUAACGAUGAUCACCGGUGCGAUAGCAUUUGUUUAUUUCAACUUUAUCGGGCUUCCAUUGUUGGAUACUUACAAUAUUUAUCGUAUGGAACCAACUGAUGGGGGUUACUGGGAAUUCAUUUAUUGUGCCAUGGCUGAGUGGGUUCUGGUUAGUGGAUGUGUACUGUUCACUGCAGUCAUUGCACUAGAGACGAAUAAGUACGGUAAUACUAUGGUAAGAACAACUACCAAAGAUCCACUUACAGUUCAACUCUUGAAGCAUGUAUGA